This is a messenger RNA of Candidula unifasciata, 220 nucleotides long. Lineage: Eukaryota; Metazoa; Mollusca; Gastropoda; Stylommatophora; Geomitridae. The record is from the annotation of a GenBank genome assembly.
AUGUGUGUGGGUGUGGGCGGUGCAGGCAGUGGUGUGUGUGGGUGUGGGCGGUGCAGGCGGGGUUCUGUGUGGGCGGUGCAGGCGGGGAUCUGUGUGGGCGGUGCAGGCGGGGGUGUGUGUGGGUGUGGGCGGUGCAGGCAGUGGUGUGUGUGGGCGGUGCAGGCGGUGGUGUGUGUGGGCGGUGGGCGGGGAUGCAGGGGCGGGGGCAUCUGUGUGGGCG